This is a messenger RNA of Polistes canadensis, 911 nucleotides long. Its product is annotated as transmembrane protein 234 homolog. NCBI's taxonomy places the organism in Eukaryota, Metazoa, Arthropoda, Insecta, Hymenoptera, Vespidae. The coding region runs from base 254 to 652 and encodes 132 amino acids. The transcript is spliced from 4 exons. The record is from RefSeq and is a predicted model, not a curated record.
CAGCACUAAAAGAAUUCUAUACAGAAUAACAAACAUAAUUAAUAGGUCUUGCAUAGGUGAACGGCGAUAUUAAUUAUAAUUGUUUUUUUACGUAAUACGGAAAAAAAAAGAUGUGAUCAGUUCGUUCUUAUUCUUUAGAUCUUAGAGAUAAGCUGUUAAUUCAGAAUUGUAUUAAAUAUAAGUGAUAGUUUUGUAAGUACACCUAAAAAUCGUAGUGAUUUAUAUUAUUUGUGUAAUAGGUUAUAUUUUAAGAAUGAUUUCAGAAUCUAUGAUAUACCUUGUCCUCGUGGCACUUUUAUGGGGUAUAACUAAUCCAUUGAUAAAGAAAGGUGCUAGCGGUUUAGAAAAUGUAAAAGCAAACUCCAGCUAUGGUCAAUUUUUUAAGGAAGUUUAUUUUCUUUUUACCAACGCAAAGUAUAUGACACCAUUCCUGUUCAAUCAAAUCGGUUCUUUACUGUAUUACUUCGCCUUGCAAGGUGCUGAUAUAUCAUUGGCAGUUCCUGUUUCGAAUUCUCUUACCUUUGUGAUUACUGCCGUAACUGGUUGGAUCUUAGGAGAGAAGAGAGCGGAGAAAAACACAUAUAUUGGAAUGAUAUUGAUAUUAACAGGAACAACUUUAUGUUGUUGGGAUAAAAUGUAUUUGGUAGAAUAAUUUUCUUCUAUAUAAGAAUGCAAGAUAUGUUUUAGAGAAUAUUACUUCGAUUGGUGUAGAAGCAAUAUCAGAUAGAUGACAAACUAGAUUCGAUUUUUUGUCUUUUUACGAGCAAAGCUUAUUAGUUAGUAAACAUUUAUGUAAUAAACAAAUUUAUAUGAGAGAAACAUGCUAGAAAAUAUAUAUAUAUAUAUAUAUGUAUAUACGUAUAAUGUAUUAUUAUUAUGCUGUUGUGAUUGAUAAAACACUUAUUCUUUUA